Kickxella alabastrina is the source of this 974-nucleotide messenger RNA. RefSeq names its product ubiquinone oxidoreductase 20 kd subunit. The transcript has a single exon. The record is from RefSeq and is a predicted model, not a curated record. NCBI's taxonomy places the organism in Eukaryota, Fungi, Kickxellomycota, Kickxellomycetes, Kickxellales, Kickxellaceae. The coding region runs from base 225 to 674 and encodes 149 amino acids. Gene Ontology annotation, biological process: mitochondrial electron transport, NADH to ubiquinone.
GCUUGAUCAAUCCUUGUAAUUUUGAGAAAGCUUAUCAAGAAAGAUUACCCCUCCGGGGGCUUUUGCUGGGGUUUUUAUUAUAAUGCUAACAAAGAGAGUUAAAUUUGAGAAAGCCGUCCCUGCGAGCUCGCGCUCAUUUAAACCACAAUAUUAUUUUUCCUCUUUUGUCUCAUUUCUGCUUUAAAGUUUUACUUUUACACCCACAUUCUACAUUUAAAACAAAAAUGCUUUCGGCUACCACACGCCAGACAUCCCGGCGCAUCGCAAAGAGCAACGUGUUCCGCACCCAAGCAAUCACAUUGCAGCGGUUCAAAUCCACCACCAGCAGCACUGCGCAGAAGACACCCACGACGACCGAGCCCAAUUCAGCCGUUGUAAUGCAGCAGGCGCCCAACCGCGAGACCACGUGGUCGAGUGACCAGCGUCCACGCUCGGAAGUUAUUUUGGACCCGCGUUUCGUCCAGGCCGACCUGGAGGCUCAGCCGCGCCCGAUGGCUGCCAUUGAGCUCAUUGCCGAGGAGCCCGUGCGCAUGGUCGACCAGCGCUUGGCUUGCUGCGACGGAGGUGGUGGUGCCCUGGGCCAUCCCCGCGUAUGGAUUAACCUCGAUGAGGGUAACCCUGAGAGCUGCGGUUAUUGCGGUCUGCGCUUCCAGAUGAAGCCCCAUCACCAUUAAGUGGACUCUGGAAAGACCAAAUCAAUUUUUUUACUAGGCUACUACUUCAAUUAUAUACACGUAUCUACAAACACACUCGUAUUUAUUGAAACACGCCAUUGUACACACUCAAUCGUCUGAUACUGGCAGAGUGCAUCAAGCGCCUUUUUUUGCGAGCAAGCGAUCGCAUUCGUCUUUUGAACACUUAUUUUGACCAGCUGUGAAUCACGUGUGAUUUAUAUUAUUUUCAAAAGGUGUGUGCCGCUUUUUGCUCUUUUAAGGCUUGUUUUGGUUUUCCGCCUGCGAAAUAUCAACGCUUCC